This is a messenger RNA of Dentiscutata erythropus, 1383 nucleotides long. Lineage: Eukaryota; Fungi; Glomeromycota; Glomeromycetes; Diversisporales; Gigasporaceae. The record is from the annotation of a GenBank genome assembly.
AUGCCAUCCCAAGAAGUGGCAGAUGUCGAAACUCCACUAUUUCAAAGACCAAUAAUAGAAAAUGCAAUAAGUACAGAAGAGCUUUUAGAUGAGCCCAAUAAGAAUGUACACGAGUUUAUUGAAUUUGGAGAUAAAAUAGCCGAAGCUCAGGUAGAUACUGGAGAAGUAGUAAGCAGUUUUUCUUGGAAAAAGCUGUGGAAAUACACUGGACCCGGGUUCCUAAUGUCUAUCGCUUACCUGGAUCCGGGUAAUUUGGAAGCAGAUCUUCAAUGUGGUGCAGCCGCUGGAUAUUCCAUGCUUUGGAUUUUGCUAUAUGCUCAUAUCGCGGGAUUCCUUAUUCAAGUGCUUUCUGUUAGAUUGGGUGUUGUUACGGGACAACACCUUGCGCAACUUAUAAACAAUAACUAUUCACGUCCUAUUUCAUUAAUGUUUUGGUUAAUAAUAGAACUUGCUAUCAUUGGCUCAGAUAUACAAGAAAUUGUUGGUACUGCUAUAGCACUCAAAAUAAUCUUACGAUUACCUCUCUGGAUAGGUACUUUAUUAACGGCUAUGGAUACUUUUACCUUUAUGUUACUGCAGAAUUACGGUGUGAGGAAAUUAGAAGCAUUUUUUAUGGCGUUAAUUUCUGUUAUGGCGAUCUGUUUUUGGGUUGAGAUGUUUCAAAGUAAACCCGAGGUCGGUGAAAUAUUUAAAGGGAUAAUAAUUCCUUUAGUGCCAAGUAAUGCAGUGGUGGAAGCUGUUGCAUUGAUUGGUGCUGUGAUUAUGCCUCAUAAUUUAUAUCUACAUUCUGCUUUGGUGAUGACGCGUAAAACGGAUCGUAAUUCGAAAUCAAAAAUUAAAGAAGCCAAUUUUUACUUUGGAGUCGAAAGCGCUUUGGCAUUACUUUGUUCAUUUCUCAUAAAUAUGGCCAUUGUUGUCGUGUUCGCUAGUGUAUUUUAUUCACAUAACAACAUAAAAAGUUUACCAGGCUUGUAUGAUGCAGCCGAUGUUUUAUCAAGAACGCUAGGUAGCGGUGCGAGAUAUUUGUGGGCUGUGGGAUUGCUUGCCGCUGGCCAGAGCUCUACAAUGACAGGAACUUUUGCCGGACAAUAUGUUGUGGAAGGAUUUUUUGGCAAAAUAUUUUCAAACCCAUGGAAGCGCGUCGCAGUCACUCGAGGAAUUGCGAUAAUUCCCUCCAUGUUGGUGGCUGUAUUCGCGGUUAAUCAUUUCGACACGAUGGGAGAACUUCUCAAUGUUUUACAAAGUCUUUGUUUACCCGCUACAUUAAUUCCAAUUCUUAAACUUAUUAGUUCAAAAGAUGUUAUGGGAAAAAAACCAACUGUUAUGGAAACCAAUAAUACAAACGGAUACCAAGUAAUAAAUGAAGUAGGUGUUGAUUCGUAA